Diaporthe citri is the source of this 963-nucleotide messenger RNA. RefSeq lists its product as uncharacterized. The record is from RefSeq and is a predicted model, not a curated record. Gene Ontology annotation, molecular function: oxidoreductase activity. Bases 1 to 963 code for a protein of 320 amino acids. The transcript has 4 exons. Lineage: Eukaryota; Fungi; Ascomycota; Sordariomycetes; Diaporthales; Diaporthaceae.
AUGCGCAUGGCCUACAUCAACGCCACACUCUGCCUCAUGUCCAAGCCCGCCCUCACCGACCCACGCCUCGCCGCGGGCGCAAAGUCGCGGUACGACGACUUCGUCGCCAUCCACAUCAACCAGACGCAGACGAUCCACAAUACGGCAAACUUCCUGACGUGGCACCGCCUCUUCGCGUGGAACUACGAGCAGGCCCUGAUCAGCGAGUGCGGCUACGACGGCGCCCUUCCCUACUGGGACUGGGCCGCCACGGCCGACGACCCGCUGCACGCCGAGAUCUUCGACGGCAGCGACUGGAGCAUGAGCGGCAACGGGGUUUACGCGCCCCACGGCUGCACCGCCGGCCGCCCGGGGAACUGCAUCCCGCCCGGGGACGGCGGCGGCUGCGUGGAUAAGGGCCCUUUCCGCGACAUGACGGUCAACCUCGGGCCCAUCCAGCCGCUGCUGACUGUCGAGGGGAUUGUCGCCAUGCCUGCGAAUGAUUCGCUGAAGUGGAACCCGAGGUGCCUGCGAAGGGACAUCACGAACUGGACCAGCACGCGGUGGACGUCGGAGAAGAAUCUCACAGAUCUUUUGACGCUUCAUGAUGAUAUCUCAAGUUUCCAGUACACCAUGCAGGGCAAUUACUCUGCGGGGGACUAUGGUGUGCAUGGUGGUGCGCACUUCAUCACAAGUGGUGACCCAGGCGGUGAUCUUUUCAACAGCCCGGGCGACCCAAUCUUCUUCCUUAACCAUGCUAUGAUCGACCGGGUUUUCUGGAUCUGGCAGAACCUUCACCCUGAAGAGCGGACAGAGGUUGUCGGCGCAACCAUCACCCGAGGAAACAACCCGCCGAGUCGGAAUGGGUCGCUGACGGAUGAGCUCUACAUGGGCGUACUGACCUCGUCACCACCUGUCACGAUCGGCCAGGCGGGAAGUACCCUGGGCAUCACUGGCGCUCCGUUCUGCUACAUUUACACUUAA